AAAAUGUUUUUGGUAGAUGAGAUUGAGCAACUAAAGACAACCCUGUUUCCACCAAAUGUCUGUGUUUCCUCUCAGCUAGGCCAUUUUACUGAGGAGUAUGAGGACAAGAUAUGUGAUGCAUCAUAAAGAUGAGUUUGUUAGUGAUAGACUUUGCAAAUUGUAUUUAUCAUGUAAUUUGAAUUAAAAGACUUCAGAGUGGAAGAUCUAGUGUGUGUAAUGCACAAACAUGAGCCAUUUCUUGCAGUAAUCUCAUCACCGAGGUAUGGUACACUUAGUUCCAAGUUAUUCAUAUCAGCAGUGAUAUGAUUUUUUUGCUCCACUAUCAGCAAACCAAGUUUAAUCUUCAUCUGACUUGAAUUCGGCAGCCAUAGCUACCAAUUGAGCUGGUGGGUGUCGUCCUUAAUAAGCAAAAUCCAUUAUGUGAAAACAAUCAAGAGCUCGAUAUCCUUGCUUACCACAACUCUGACAAGUUGGUCUGCUGUUGGCUAGAAAGGUAGAAGAGCCACUGCCUGGAUUUUGUGAAGGAUUCUUCUUCUGAUUUGAUGGAGAACCUAUAAGCUGUUCAGCUUGAAACUCAUCAAAGGACCAUUCACUGUGACUGAGUGGCCACUGUAUAAUAUGUGAUAAAAAGGAUGAUAUGAGGGAUUACACCCUGAACUUUUGUUUUAACCAAUUUACUACUUUUAACUUUGCACUGUGCCAAAUUAGUACUUCAGUUAGUUUGGCAUUAAAAACUAACGGACUAGUCCCGUGAGACACGCAUGAACAUAUAUAAACAUUAUCUGAAACCAGUGGAAAGGAGAGAGAAGCCUGCGUUCAGUUUAGAGAUAGAAAGAGACCUAGGAGAGAGAGAAAGAGAGGAUCCCUCUCAAUCCAACCGCACCAUCCCUCAAUCUUGCCACUGAUCUCGCCUUUUUUUAAUCUCAAAGUAUCUGAAUUUCUUUGUCCCGUUGCAGUUUGUGGGUUCAAUUUUCUACACAAAAAUCGUCGUUCAAGGGGUUCAUGGUCAGUUGGUCACUCUAUUAGCAACUAGGAGUAGAAGGUGUUAAGCCUAUUUAAAAGGUGUUAUUGAAGAAGUGUGAGAAGGAAGGUUUUGUAUCAGAGGUUGAGUAUAUGACUUGAAAAAACAAAAAAAGAAAAACUGAGGAGAUCCUCUCUCCCUCUCAACUGAAUGCAGAAUGGCUGGGACAAGAUUAGUCCAAUGGUUGAAUAUUCUAGUAUGGGCACUAGUACUGCUCAAAACAGAAGGUGCUAAUGUAUCAAUUACUAUUGUUGAGGAUGCGGUGGCAAAAGGAGCUGUUUGUCUGGAUGGAAGUCCGCCAGCUUAUCACUGGGAUAAGGGAUUUGGUGCAGGAAUUAACAAUUGGUUGGUUCACAUUGAGGGAGGUGGCUGGUGCAACAAUGUCACCCUCUGUCUUAAUCGUUCAGAAACUCGUUUAGGUUCAUCUAAGCAUAUGGACAAGGCAGUUGCUUUCACUGGGAUUCUGAGUAGAGUCCAAAAUUAUAAUCCUGACUUCUACAACUGGAAUAGAAUUAAGAUUAGAUACUGUGAUGGGGCAUCAUUUACUGGUGAUGUAGAAGCAGUCGAUCCAGCUACUAAUCUUCACUUCAGAGGAGCAAGAAUUUGGCCUGCAGUAAUUGAGGACCUAUUAUCAAAAGGAAUGAAAGAUGCAAAAAAUGCUUUUCUUUCUGGUUGUUCUGCUGGUGGAUUGGCUUCUAUUUUGCAUUGUGAUAGCUUCCGAGCUCUCAUACCUAGUGGUGCUACAGUUAAAUGCCUAUCAGAUGCUGGUUACUUCAUCAAUGUGAAAGAUAUUUCUGGAGCACAACACAUUGAAGAAUUCUACAGUCAAGUAGUUGCAACGCAUGGUUCAGCAAAGAAUUUGCCUUCAUCAUGCACUUCAAAAAUAAAACCAGAGUUGUGUUUCUUUCCCCAAAAUGUGGCACAUGAAAUUAAAACACCAAUAAUUUUUGUAAAUGCAGCCUAUGAUUCAUGGCAGAUUAAAAACAUUUUGGUACCAACUAUAGUUGAUCCUCAUGGCACCUGGCAUAAUUGCAGACGUAAUAUAAAGAAGUGCUCGGACGAUCAAAUUCAAACCAUGCAAGGUUUUAGGCUUGACUUCUUAAAAGCAUUGGAAAACACUGGCAACUCUUCAUCUAAGGGACUAUUUAUCGACUCUUGCUAUGACCACUGCCAAACCGAAUUGCAGGAGACAUGGUUAUUUGAUGAUUCUCCAUUGCUGGCUAAAACAACAAUUGCAAAGGCUGUUGGAGACUGGUAUUAUGACCGAAGGCCCUUCCAAAAGAUAGAUUGCCCUUAUCCUUGCAACCCCACUUGCCACAACCUUGUUACCGUUUUACAAGAACACCCAGAUCUAUAGAUUAAUGUCAAAAUUUAUCAUUUAUAUGAAUGAUAGUUAUAGGUAAAAUAAGCUUUGAUAAGAAAUAAGGAAAAUAAAAUUAAUGAUUUAUCAAGUCUUCAAAAUAAGAAAAAGGCACCACUGCACCAAAUGGUGUUCUAGGUGUCUUUCCCCAUUGCUUAUGUAUUCAACACUUAAUCAAGAAUUUUUUUUUUUUUUUUUGAUACAUUCAAUGUUGAUUCUAUUAUGAGCAUCAAUAUCAUAUUGCAAAGGAAUUCUACUCUGAGCAUCUAUAUGUGUAUAAUAAACAAUUUCACGUUGGAUGAGAUGUGAACUCAAUAGUCAUUAUUGGAAGA
Quercus lobata is the source of this 2713-nucleotide messenger RNA. RefSeq names its product pectin acetylesterase 8-like. The record is from RefSeq and is a predicted model, not a curated record. Gene Ontology annotation, cellular component: plant-type cell wall. NCBI's taxonomy places the organism in Eukaryota, Viridiplantae, Streptophyta, Magnoliopsida, Fagales, Fagaceae. Gene Ontology annotation, biological process: cell wall organization. The coding region runs from base 1179 to 2378 and encodes 399 amino acids. The transcript is spliced from 13 exons. Gene Ontology annotation, molecular function: pectin acetylesterase activity.